AUGAGCCGCCCAGUGCCCAAAUUUGUCCAUUCUCUUGAAAGAAUUCGCCAACAAUCAGGUGAAUCUCUCAGGUCCUUUUUAGACCAGUUUGAUAAGGAAUCCCUCCUAGUUCAAGGGUUAGACCCCAAAGUACAGGUGCAUAUCUUGAUAUCCGGACUGAGACAAGGUGCCUUCGCCUACGAGCUCGCCCGCCAUGAGAUCACAGAUCUAGAGGAGGAAAAAAGGAAGGCCCAAGAGUUCAUGAGGGUGAAAGAAUACAAAGGCAGCAGAGCAGAGGACAACCAAAGCCGUGAAAGGAAGACCAGCAAAUCCAAAGAUCAAGGGAAAGACGAAAGGAAGGGGCAUAAACCCUCCACAAGAUACCCUGGUCGCCCUCUCAGGCGGGGCAACUCAUCAUGCCCUACACACAAUGUCAUGCAAACUGAGUACAAAAGCGAGAGGAGGACUAAUGCCACUCGCCAAAAGACAGCCAGGGAGCCUGCCAUAUACUACAAGUUCCACCGUAGUAGCCAUCACAGCACGGAAGAGUGCAGAUCCCUCAGAGAAGAAAUCGACGAACUAAUCAAGGGAGGGGCGCCCCGAAGAUACGUGAAUUCCCCUCACGAAACCAAUCCCCCUCGGCGGCACCAGGAGAGAAGCCGGUCACCAAAAGAAAGGACAGUUGGUAAAGCAGAAUAUCGUGCCCGUCGCGAACGCAAUAGAAGAGAAGAAAGCUCAAGGACCCCCAGAGAGCGAGCUAGACCCGCAAAUAGAGAGCAGCGUGAACCUGAAGACUCUGCCAUAAUUAAACAUGGCAUGAUAAACAUGAUUUCUGGAGUAAUCGCUAAUUUUGGUGUCAAUCGAGUGUUCAUUGAUCACGGCAGCUCUGCGGACAUACUCUUUUUACCCUGCCUCAAGGCAUUAGGAUACUCGGCCAAUGAGUUAAGCCCGAUCGUUGGAGAGCUGUCUGGUUUUAACGCCACGGUCACUAAGCCCCAUGGUAUGAUAAACUUGCGGCUGUCUAUGGGAGCGCCACCGGCUUCAAAGUCUGUGGACAUUCAAUUCUUUGUGCUCGAUACACCUUCCGCUUAUAACGCCAUCUUGGGCCGAAGGAUGUUCGCUGCCUUUGAAGCCAGCGUCUCCCAUCCCCACCUAGCAUUAAAGUUCGUAGCAAGAGACAAUAAGGUCGCCACGAUUAAAAGAGACCGGACUUUGGCUAGAAGUUGUUACAACAUAACCCUCCGACCACCGCCGAAGGUUACCUUCAACGAUCAAACCACCCCGAGCAGAAUGCAACACAAGAAGUUUUUGAGGGCGCCAAAAAUAAAAGGAAAGAGCAUGAGCAAUGUUUCCCAGUAG
Molecule: messenger RNA, 1338 nt
Organism: Gastrolobium bilobum
Lineage: Eukaryota; Viridiplantae; Streptophyta; Magnoliopsida; Fabales; Fabaceae
Exons: 2
Coding region: 1-1338 (445 amino acids)
Source: RefSeq, a predicted model, not a curated record